AUGGCUGAGCCAGCAGCCUCAUGGGAGCUCAUGGUCAAAUUUCCUCGUGGCCAUUUCGAUGUCAAGGUCCAAGACAUCGACUCUGUACCUGGGCUUCGGGCGCGGUUCCCUAGUCUUACCGAGCCUGCCACAUUCAUCACGGUACACCUCCAUCACUCUCACCAUGCCGUCGUUGAAGGUUACGCCAAACCCUUCUCCAACCCUGGGCACCCAUGUGAUGAAUGGAUAAAUAAAAGCCUCCCUAUUGAUGAUGGCAUCACGCUUCUCGGUCUGCUGGAAGAGCGACGCUUUCACUUUGUCCUGUCCAAGAACAAGGACUAUUACAAUCGGUUCUGGGCUGAAAGCCGGCUCCCCCCUCCAUUCAGCUAUCCCUACAAACAUCGGCUGAGCUGGGACAUUGAGGAGUACCGCAAAGAGUUUUCUGAGCAUAGAGGAGAACCAUUCCUGCGGGCGCCCACUUUCCCCAGCGACGAGGCACGUAUGACAGUUGUCACACAAUCUGCCAUUCAAGACGUUUUGUGGCUCGCUGAGGCCGCUGCUGAGAUCUUCGCCACCAAGCUCUCGGCGUACUUUAUCCCAUCACAGUCUGACCAGGACGGCAUGUGCUCGCGUUAUUAUGUCAUUAUCCCACUGUCCAAAGAGUUCUAUGGAAAGUAUGAACAAGAGUGGCCGGCAUUGACUGACUGUGAGUCCUUCAAACUGGCUUUCCACGACCAUGAUUCUGUCAUAGCGCCCCCCAGUCUGGCAGAAGAGGAGGAGUGGAAGAAGCUGGCGCUCGGCACCUGGGAUGCCAGGAUUGAGCAGUGUCCAAAGCACGUCGAUGUCAUGGCUCAACACCCAGUGGAUGGGAAUGAGCUUGUGCUUUUCGUCAGUCGCGGAGCUCUUGGGUUAAAGGUUCCUACAUUCCAGGACCGCUCUGCUGCCAACACUGCCCUUCGGGGUGAUAAAAGAAGUUGGGCAUGUGUUUCUUUCCUGUUUGAUACGGGUCUCAAGGAGUGUGAGCGCAAAGUGAAUGCUGCUUUCCAGUACCAUGAAGGGGCCGAGCCCAGUAACAUCAUCCCUCCGACCUCCACCAACGACACUUCAUUGAUGAUGGCGUUCCACCGUGCUCUCCAGCGUGGAACUGGCUUCUACGAUGUUUUCAAGGGAGCAUCAAGCUCAUCCAACCCUAUCGAUUCUCUUGCGGAGUCAAUGGAGCAUUCCGUUAUCAGUGAUGAUGGAACUACCGGGCAGCAACUCCCCAAUAUCAGCUACCUCGAUCUCGGCGACCCUACUUACAUUGAUGCUCUACUCGAAGAUGUCCUGCCGCAAGACCGAGCUCGCUUCCGUGGCUACUUUAGCAAUCGCCCACUGGGUCUCUCUCUUGUCACAGCAGGUCCAGGUUUUGGCAAGACCACCGUGAUCGCAGUUGCGACGCUGUCCAUGGUAUCAUCAAUCGGUCCUAUCUACGCCAGCGCGCCUACGAACGUGGCCGUAGACAACUUUGCCUCUCGUCUUAGUGCAGUUGAUCGAAACGCCGUUGAGAGGUGCACCAAGGGCAAGUCUGACGAUCCCGAAAGGAUGCGUCGCCGGGUGAUCAUCCGAGGCUACGCCCUCCUUGAGGAAGUCCAAGCCUUUCGAAGGCUUCUCCAAACCCCCGCCGAUGGUGACAAGGCCGCACCCAAGAGGCACUGGAAGCCCCAGUCAAAAUGGAAGCUCCACCUCUCCGCAUCAUACUGGCUCUUGAUGAUACUGCGCUCGCCUGCUGUCCGCGCCCUCGAGCCCGAAGAUGCAAAGAUCCUUUGGAGUGCCCAGGAACUCUACGAUGCGCAGCCAGAAUUGCAGAAACUUCGGGAGCUGGCAGCUGGGCAUAUCGAAUGGAAGGAGUUCGAGGGCAACAUGGCUGGUGAGCCCAAGCAGAUCCAGAAGAUGCUAGAGACCAUCAUCGCGGUGGCCGACAUCGUUUGCACCACUCCUUCCCAGUCCGAGAGAGUGCCCACCUACAAGAAGUGGAAGAAGAACACAGCCCGGGCUAUCGCUGUGGACGAGGCCGCCAACAUGACCAGACCCGACCUCGAUUGCGUCUGGGGCAAUAUGAUGCUGCCCUGCCUUCUCGUUGGUGACGAGAAGCAGCUUGAGCCAGCUGUCAUGACACAGCAACAGAAAGACCCAAAGACUGGCAAGCUGUACAACAGACAUGUUAGCGAUGGCUCCGUGUCUCCUCUGGCGUUCUUCAAGUCGACAGGCUGGCCAGUUUACCGUAUGCUCACCCAGUUCCGCAUGGCAAAAGGCCUCUUCGACAUCUGCCAGCGUGAAAUGUACUCUGAUAUCCCAUUCGAGUAUGACGCGUGUUGCAAUAUCGACCUCCCCCAGCAUGCGAUCGGUGUCAAAUUGGAGAACUUUGCUCGCCAGAGAUUUCUGGAGCUGUCCCCACCCCCUGCUGGCCAGCUGGCUCCAAUCUUCGUCCACUGCCAGGGCACGGUGUGCCUCAAGGAUCGAAAUAGCACAUCCCUCAUCAACUAUGGUCAGGCGGAGGUCGCCCUGAACUUUUUGGUCAGCUUCGUUCAUGAAACCAAGACCGACCCUUCCCAGAUCGGCUUGAUCAGCCCAUACAAAGCAACGAGCGUGGUGAUCGAGCGUCUGCGCAAGAAGAAGCCCGAGUAUCUCCCCCUUGCGCCAAUGGCACCGGCUGCUACCGUCGACUCAUUCCAGGGUCGCGAGAACAGCAUCAUCGUCGUGGUCAUGUGUACCACAGCAACCAAAGGACCUGGCUUCACGACAAAUAAAAACCGGCUAAAUGUAUUACUCUCCCGUCACAAGAGCGGCCUGGUUAUUUUCGGGGACAUCAACGUCAUGGAGCCAUUGGUUGGUGCCAAAGCUAAAGGCGAGGGCGAGGAAGUAAAGGGGGAGGGAAAGGUAAAGGGGAAAGGGAAGGGCAAGGCCUUUAUCGUCCGGGGGGCUGAUAACAAAGGAAAGUUCUUCCAGGCCAGUAUGUUAAAGAGUGUCCACACCAAUUUUGUUAAAGAGGGCAGAGUAGCUACGGUAGUUUGGGAGAAAAAAAUUGUUUAA
Clonostachys solani is the source of this 3048-nucleotide messenger RNA. The record is from the annotation of a GenBank genome assembly. NCBI's taxonomy places the organism in Eukaryota, Fungi, Ascomycota, Sordariomycetes, Hypocreales, Bionectriaceae.